AUGCCUGCCGUCAUCCAAGUCCGCGCUCCAAGCCCCCGAAAGGCUGGUGUUGCCUUUCACAAGGACCCUGUCCAGAGCAUCUGCCGCCCUACCACCGAAACCGAAAACACUGUACUCGAACACUUUGAAUACCAUGCCAGAACCUGCCACUACUGCCACAAGCCAUACGAGGCCUUCCGUCAAGGACACCAGCUAUGCACAACCGGCCAUCAGUUCGCCCAAGACGUCGCUGCAUACCUCUGCAACAUUGGCUCGGACACCUACAGCACACGUGACGACUACCAACGAGUACGUGUCGAGAUCCCAGUUGGCUUUGACGAGACACGAGGUCUCCUAAAGGCGAUCGAACGCUCUCUCCGGUCCCGCAGCCGUGGCCCCUUUGUCUCCAUGGACCGCUCAUACAUGGUGCAGUCACGCACGGGCGAGCAGCCGAAGCCCGUCUCCAUCUCCCAAACACACAAGUCCUCGCGACGACACUCGCGAGAGGUGGUGGACUGGCCAGACUACCACGUGCCUGCUGUGGUGACGCCCGCAAGCUCCAAGCGCGGCUCACACUACGAGGCCGACCUCGCCCAGCAGCGCAAGGACUACCACCGCUACCACGUCGAGGUACGCGAGCCCGUCGACCGCGCAGCAGCCUACACCCACUACCACCGGUGA
This is a messenger RNA of Pseudovirgaria hyperparasitica, 660 nucleotides long. RefSeq lists its product as uncharacterized. The coding region runs from base 1 to 660 and encodes 219 amino acids. NCBI's taxonomy places the organism in Eukaryota, Fungi, Ascomycota, Dothideomycetes, Acrospermales, Acrospermaceae. The record is from RefSeq and is a predicted model, not a curated record. The transcript has a single exon.